AUGGCGACUGGUUCUAACACUACAGCAGGACAGCCGGACUGGACUGGACUGGACUUCGUGGCGGGGCUGGAUCUGGAUCUGAAUGCCCCCCCGCACGAUGGCACGUCCGCAGAACUAUGCCCGGAGCUUUCUAUGGACAACUUCAAUGAAGCCAUCGACCCCACAUUGGAGUACAAUGGGUCUUUUGCAACUCCUAAGCUUCCAGCACAAGCUGAACAAACGUUUCCCACAUAUGGAGCGAAUCCGCAAUUCGUUUCGCCUCGCAAUCUGGCCUCGACUCCGGCUCAGUCCCAGCUACUGUACCAGAGUCCCAGUAGACGGCUUUUACCACCAAAGCAAUCUCAGCAAGCAGGUCAAGCCCAACCCAGACUCUCUGCAACACCUCAUCAGUAUGGUCCAUUGCCUCAGUACAUGCAACCGUACGCCCCCAUUGCCAACGGUUCUUACCAGUCUCAAAGUCACUACCCAGAUGUGGGCAUCAAUGGGCACCAAGGUGCACUUUCGUUUCCCCCAAACCCCCCUGCUUAUGGUCAAGUGGUAGGAUAUCCCGCUCAUGGUAUGCCUGUUCAACCAGCUGUUGGCACCUGCCUACAGUGUGGUCGCAUGGCCCAUUAUCCUCCAUGCGCCCCCCUCCCAGCCCAAGCCUUGAAGCCGAGACGGACAAAGCCGGCCCUCAAGUCUAGAUGGAUGGACGAAGAGGAGGAGAAGGAGGAGAGUGACGAGUGUCCAGAGGAUCCUGCAAAGAAGAGCAGCAAGAACGCCAGUCGCCUUAAAAGCCGUGCCACCAAGGCAAAGGCCGCCAGAAGGAAGAGGAAUCAGCAAGUUGUGGACCCCAGCUCCCUCCCUUACCCGCCUUUCGAGCAGCUUCUUGCCUGGAACACUAAGGAUGGCUGCGAAAUCGCUUACCUGCCGGCAGGACAAUUGGAUGAAGAGGUCCUUUUCACUGCCAAGGAGCUGCGCGACUACCUACAGCAAUGCCCUCGAAGGCCCAAAAUCUGGCUUCAAAACACUCCGUCAAAAUGCAAAGGCCGACACAUUGACGCUGACGUUAAAUGUCGCUAUUCCAAAUGCCCCGCAAAAAACGGAACAAUUCUUCACGGCUGGCAUCGUGUCGCCUUUGACGAGUUCCCCGAGAUGACCAGUGAAGGCACCAAAGAUCCUUUCAAGAUGGCUGGUGUGAUGCAUCUUUGGUGUUUCGAGCGGUGUAUCGAUCCGCUUGAGCCUAUCGAAAAGGAAGUUCUCUUCCCAGAUGAGCGCGAGUUUCCCAAGGAGAAAUCGAACCGGAUGGCGAUCACCAGAGAUGACUACAAAGAUGUUAUCGACGAAGCUAUAAAGCCCUGGAUCAAAGAGCGUCGAAGGGUGGGGGUCAUACAGCCUCCUUACAGCAAGCACGAAGAUACUCUCUCCUGGGCAUUAUGCAACUUCCACAUCAAGAAUCAGAACCGGGCCCGCGAGAGGAUGCGUGAACAGCGGAACCAAAACAGGCUAGAUGACGAAAAGAAGACCGUGGAGCUCAUCAUGGGCGAUCUCUCUGAGUACCACAGAAGAUUAGAACUUUCCAAGACCAGAAAGAGGGCCAUUCUGCUUAUGCAGCAAAACACCCUGUAUGAGCAGCAACACAACCUCCUGUAUGGGCCAAUAGUUGCUCGACCUAUGUUCAAGCCAGAGCCACCAGUGCGCGAGGAGAUUGCAGUCUAUGUGCCAGAAUGCGCGGCACAAGAUGAAGAAGAAAUCCCGCCACUAAACCCAGACCUCAUCUCUGAUGCCGAUAUUGCUGCUUUCAUCAAGGAAUGUGCUGCGUCUGCUGACGCUGCUGAUCGCCCUCUUACGCCACAGAGCCUAGGCGCAGGCGUUCAGGUAUUGGAGUCUCCUUCCAGCGUGCUCCCUCACUCGCCUGUAAAGAUUCAAAACAGCAUUACCAUCCCUGGUUCUCCCGCAGUUCAGGAGAGCUCUCAUGUUUCAACGGACUCUCUGUUUGGUUCUCCUACAAAGACUCAAGAGAGUACCGCCAUCCCUGAUCCUAUCACGGUUCAGGAAGGUUCUCUCACUGAGAGCGUAUCAUCACCCAGGUCGCGCAAGCGUUCACGGACUGAGGAGGAUGCUGCUGCCCCUGAAGCUAAGAAGAGAAGGCAAACACCUUCUCCCACACUUCGCUCCCCGAAAGAUAGCUCACCUUUGAGAAGAAGCAGCAGGGUUUCCCUAGGAAGCCGCUCGUCUCCGAGGAUAAACAGCGGGUCGGCCAAGAAGGUCUCUAUGUAA
Messenger RNA from Fusarium graminearum PH-1, 2259 nucleotides. RefSeq lists its product as uncharacterized. The coding region runs from base 1 to 2259 and encodes 752 amino acids. The transcript has a single exon. NCBI's taxonomy places the organism in Eukaryota, Fungi, Ascomycota, Sordariomycetes, Hypocreales, Nectriaceae. The record is from RefSeq and is a predicted model, not a curated record.